Molecule: messenger RNA, 936 nt
Organism: Acanthosepion pharaonis
Lineage: Eukaryota; Metazoa; Mollusca; Cephalopoda; Sepiida; Sepiidae
Source: the annotation of a GenBank genome assembly
AUGGACACCCUAUCUAUCUAUCUAUCUAUCUAUCUAUCUAUCUAUCUAUCUAUCUAUCUAUCUAUCUAUCUAUCUACUCAUAUCUAUCUAUCUAUUUCGGCCUCUUCAUUAUCUAUCUAUCUAUCUAUUUCGGCCUCUUCAUUAUCUAUCUAUCUAUCUAUCUAUUUCGGCCUCUUCAUUAUCUAUCUAUCUAUCUAUCUAUCUAUCUAUCUAUCUAUCUAUCUCGGCCUCUUCAUUAUCUUUCUAUCUAUGUUCAUUAUGUAUCUACUAUCUAUUUCAGUAUAUUAUCUAUCUAUCCAUUUCUUUCAGUCGAGCAAUUCAUAUGUUGAUGACCCUUGUGGUCCUUGCCGUUCUUUUGUUGUGUCUGGAGCCAAUGUGGACCCGGUUAAUGUGACCAACAAUAUUCAAAGACCACGUCAAAUCAUCCAAGACUGUACUUUGGCUGCCAACACAGAAUGCACUCGAAACUACCCCUAUCGUACGGCCGAUGGGACAUGUAAUAACCUGCGUACGCCAUUACUCGGAAGUUCUAACACUCCCCUGGGCCGUUACCUCCCCGCUGAAUAUAGCGAUGGCAUCGAUCUUCCCCGUGUCAAUGGAAUUAGUGGAACCCCACUGCCAGGCGCACGUCUCAUCAGUACGACAUUACAUGGCCUCAGUACACCGGAAGAUCGCGAUGACGGGCUUACUCACUUGACUCCUAUAUUUGGACUUUUCCUCAGCACAGAUGUGGCAAAUUUCCCAACAUUCCCAACAGAAGUGCCAUUUGUUACCCAAUUGAGAUUCCUGAAGACGAUGCUUACUUCUCGCAAUAUGAAAAAAGAUGUAUGCCUUACGUUCGUUCAUUGGCGGCUCCAUUACUCAACUGCGGGCUCGGGCUGUUGGCCUCUCUCUCUCUCUCUCUCUCUCUCUCUCUCUCAUAUAUUAGAAUUAUGA